This is a messenger RNA of Cladocopium goreaui, 159 nucleotides long. Lineage: Eukaryota; Dinophyceae; Suessiales; Symbiodiniaceae. The record is from the annotation of a GenBank genome assembly.
AUGGCUCUCUCCAAGGAGCUCGUCAAAGGCGUCGUGGAUGAAAUCUUGGCACUUCGCAUCGACUAUUUCACGAGAAACGUACCAACCUAUGCUGAUUGGAUCGUGGAGUUUCUCAAUGGCUACUUGCUGCCAAAGUAUCGAGAGGAGCAGAGCUUAUAG